GCCCACUCCUCCUCCUCAGAGCGUGCGCUGCUGCUCUGCUAACCGAGGACUUCAACAUGUCGCAGGCGAUAUUUGAGGUGCUGGAAGGAAUGGACAACCAGACGGUCCUUGCUGUCCAGUCCCUUCUGGAUGGCCAAGGUGGUGUCCCAGAUCCCAGUACUCAGACUGUCUCAGGGACGACCAUCCAGCCAAUGGAUGAUGAUGACGUCUUCCUCUGUGGAAAGUGUAAGAAGCAGUUUAACUCCUUGCCUGCAUUCAUGACACAUAAGAGGGAGCAGUGCCAGCCCAACACCCCCUCACUGGCCACCGUGUCUCUGGCCUCCAGCAAUGCCUACACCUCCGUCCCCUCCAUCAGCGCUGUGCCGCAGCCCCCUGCCAACAGACAGGUGUCCACAUACAUCACAGUUCCUCCCUCUCCUCUCACACACACGCUGGUGCAGGGGAACGUUCUGGUCAGCGAUGAGGUUCUCAUGUCUGCUAUCUCUGCGUUUACGUCCAUGGACCAGCCCAUGGCUGCCAUGCAGGCUUCCACUCAGAGUAAUCUGAGCAUGCCCACUGGAGCAUCAUACCUGCAGCACCACCCACAGCCCCCUCACCCACUCCCACCCAGCCAAACCCAGCCCCUCUCCUCUCAGGUCCCCUCCAGCAACAACAACUCAGUGGUGCAGGUGUACAGCGCGCUGCCCCCGAUGGCUGGGGGUGGUAAUGCAGAAGUGCACGCACUUGGACUGCAGGCGUUUCAGUCGGUUCAGGGUCCCAGCCAGUGUGUGGAGAGUCAGAGUCAGGCGUUCAGCAGCGCUCCUGCCUACACUCCCGCAAAACCAGCAGCCAAAGCCAAAACCUGCACCAACACAGCAGCCCUGCCUGAGCUGGGGGAAUAUGACAAGGUCAUCAUCCCCAAGAAAGCCAGAAACACCAAGAAAGGACAGGAUGUAGGACAGACGAAAGCAAAAGGUCAGAAGCUGAAGUGCAAUUUCUGUGACAAAGUGUUCACCAAAAACUUCGACCUUCAGCAACACAUCAGAAGCCACACAGGUGAGAAGCCUUUCCAGUGUAUUGUGUGCGGUCGAGCUUUUGCCCAAAAGUCCAACGUGAAGAAGCACAUGCAGACUCACAAAGUGUGGCCGGCUGGCGUCCACAGCACUGUGUCCAGACUGCCCAUCACUGUGAAAGUGGUUCCUGUGAACACGGAUGAAAACACACCGCAGCCAGCAGAGGCACAGGAAGCUCAGACAGCUGUGGAGCAGAGCGACGAAGAGCUGCAGGCGGAGGCGGCCGGUGCGUCUGAGGCUAAAGGCCCUGGUCAGGGUCACAGCAAACAGAAUCUGAUCGACAGCUCUUACCAGUGCCAGUUCUGCGCAGCCAAGUUCAGCACGUACUUCCAGCUCAAGUCCCACAUGACCCAGCACAAAGACGAGCAGGUGUACAGGUGUGUGGUGAAGACGUGCUCUCAGACCUUUCAGAAGCUGGACCUGUUUCUCGAACACAUCCGCACACACCAGGAGCACCUGACGUACCGCUGUCACCUCUGCUGUAAAGUGUUCCCCUCCCUGUUUGAGCUGGGCCUGCACCAGUACUCCCACAGCCUCUGCCCCCAGCAGAACCUGCGCAAAGAGACCAACUACUACAGAUGUAAUAAGUGCCAGAGUAAAUACUCCACACAGGAAGCUCUGGAGCAGCAUCUCCUCACCGCCUCCCACAACUACCCCUGCCCUCACUGCCAGAAGGUUUUCCCUUGUGAGAGGUAUUUCCGCAGACAUCUCUCGACUCACGGUGCGGGUGGCAAAUUCAAAUGCCAAAUCUGUAAAAAGUUUUUCAAAACUGAGCACUACCUCAAACUCCACACACAGAUACACUCAGGAGAGAAGCCAUACAAAUGUUCUGUCUGCGAGGCCACGUUCAACCGCAAGGACAAAGUGAAGAGACACAUGCUGAUCCAUGAACCCUUUAAGAAGUACAAGUGCCCUUUCAGGACGCAUGUUGGCUGCACUAAGGAGUUCAACAGGCCGGACAAGCUGAAGGCCCACAUACUCUCUCACUCUGGCAUCAAGCCGUUUAAGUGCCAGUUGUGUCAGAAGAGUUUCAGCCGCCGAGCCCACAUGCUGGAGCACCAGCGCUCUCACACCAACAACUACCGCUUCCGCUGCUCCACCUGCAGCAAAGGCUUCAGCCGCCACAAAUAUUACAGAGACCACAAGUGCCCCCUGGCAGGAGCUCCAGCAGAGGGGGCUGAGAGACGGAGCAGGGGGAGGAGCGCAGAGGGCAGUAAAGGAACAGAUCCAGAACCUGCAGCUGAGGACCCUGACACUCCAGAGACUCCAGAGGAGGAGGAGGAGGAGGAGGACGAGGAUGAUGGAAAUGAUGAAGGAGACACGUCUGUGAGCGGAGUGAUGGAGACAGAAACGGGGGAAAGAGAGGAAGAGGAGGAGAGGGAUGAAGGCUUGGUGGCCGGUGCGAGCCUGGAGCAGAUGCAGGACGGUGGAGGAGCGGGUGGUCUGCUGGCCGCACCUGUGUUUGGAGCCGCUGGAGACUGACGGUGGAUUAGGUUUGAGUAAAGAAGUGGGUGAUAUUAAAAAAAAAAUACAGUGUCAACAUAUUUGACAUUUUCACGGUACAUGAUAUUUACAUCAUUUAGUUUUCAGAGCGCGCCAGCAGAACAGAACUGCAACAUGAGUUUAAUUUGUUUUACAUCUUGCACUGUAACAAGACCAGUUACACAAAUAUGCAUUGCCAGCUUUGAAAAUGGCCUCCUGAAUAUGGGGCCAAGGGGUGGGCAGUAUGGUAAAAAUAUAAUAUCAUAAGACUCCACAUUUUCAUGAUACACAAUAUGUAUGACAGUACUUCGUUUUUCUGAGGUUCAAAGCUACGGACAAAAAAGCAGCAGUGCCAAAAAAUACUAUCGAAAAAAGUGAAUACAGUGAUUUUUAUUUCCCAUCUCACACACUGCACUGCACUAAAUCCAGUUAAACAGGACUAAUUAUGCUCUCUAGUCAUCCAUACCGCUGGUCAGUGCUCUUUAAGUACUGUCAGUAUCCAAUAUGUGCUCAGAAAAGCGUAUUGUGAUGCAACUUUAUCAUAACUUUAUCAGUCUCUUUUUGAGACUCUUAAUUUAUUAUAGAGGUGGGCGAUAUGGCAAAAAUAUAGUAUUGCGAUACUUCACGAUACGCAGUAUGUCAUGGUAUUUAUUUUUUUACACAUCUUACCAGUUGGAAAAGAGAAAAAAGACGCUGGUGCUGCAUUAAAAAAUACCAUCAAAAAGUGUGAAUACUCUGAUUUUUAGUCAGUAUUUGGCACACUGUGUAUUAUGAAACGUGCAGGUGGGCAGUGCUCUACAAGUACAGUGAUAUCCAUGAUAUGUUCAGAAAAGCAUAGUGUAUUGUAUCGUGACAUAAUUCAUCACGAUGACGAUAUGUACUGUCACAUUGCCCAGCCCUAAUUUAUCAUGAUAACAUCAUAUCAUACUGGCCACCUCUACAGCUGAGAAACCACUGGAACUGUGCUGAAAUCGAUCCCUCCAUGACUACAGCCCAGCCCCCCCGGCUUCUCUCAGUGAAUCAGUCAUCUGCAGUUUGAUUCAGAAUUUUUACCUGUACGUAGAGAUUUAGUGACCGACAAGAUCCCCAGUCUAAUUCUGUGUAUACAGAAAAUACAAGAUUAGGUUUGGCUAUGAAGCACAGGCUUCAGGCACUGACAAGACAAAGAGACCAUCUUUACCUUGUCUGUGAUUUCAGCCGUUUUCACGAUCGACUGUCUUUUGUUUUAUAUUAAAACAGUUAUUUUUGUUUAUCUUCUCAUAAGAGAAAAGCGUGAGAGUAAAAGCUGAGACUGGCAGAGCUGCUGCAGUUCCUGGAGUUCAUUUGAAACACUGCUGCUAUCAUUUUAGUGGAGCUGAGCUGCUGCUGGGUCUUUUCUCUUUGUGCUGCUAAAUAAAGACGUGCACUUUAAAAUGAACUGUGAUUUUAGACUGAGGUCAUUUGGAUAAGGAAAGAGUCCAGUUUACAGAAGGACGGCCAUUUCAGCAGAACUCCAUCAUGCAGAGCUUUUUGAGAGCGGUCAGAUCAGACGGAAGCCGCUCCUCAGUAAAAGGCACACGAGUUUGCCUAGAAGCACCUAAAGACUGUCUGUCCUCGAGCAACAGAAUCCUGUGGUCAGAUGAACCGGAGACUGAAGAGAACAGCUCUGAAUGAUCUGUGUGUUUUACUGUAUAAAUAACAAAGAAAUGUUCAGGCCUUCAUAUCAGCACUGAACUACUGUGAUAUGUUUGUUCCCGUCUGACAUUAAGAUGGUUUGACUUAACAAAAAAAAUUAUUUUACUGAAUUUGGUCAAACAUUUUGCCCUACAGCUCUGCAUUUUAACGUUUAUUUUCAAAAGUCUAAACGAGUCUUUAUUUUUGUGUAAAUUUUAUUAACCUUGUUUUAUGGUACCGUGGACAGCGUUGUCCUCGGGGCUCCCUGUCUAAAUAAAGAAUAAAGGAAGACAA
Colossoma macropomum (tambaqui) is the source of this 4481-nucleotide messenger RNA. RefSeq names its product zinc finger protein 341 (gene znf341). Gene Ontology annotation, cellular component: nucleus. The record is from RefSeq and is a predicted model, not a curated record. Lineage: Eukaryota; Metazoa; Chordata; Actinopteri; Characiformes; Serrasalmidae. Gene Ontology annotation, molecular function: DNA-binding transcription factor activity, RNA polymerase II-specific; RNA polymerase II transcription regulatory region sequence-specific DNA binding. Gene Ontology annotation, biological process: regulation of transcription by RNA polymerase II.